GAGAGCUCGUCAGAGGCAAAAUGGGACACAUAUGACCACACUAAGCGCACAGACAGCAUUUUAUUGUUGUUCGUUCUUCUUCUCUACUUUAGCCAACUGCGGAUUUUUCGCAGUGAAUGAUUUUAAUAUUUAUGAAUAGCUUAUUUUUUUUUAUGUCCUUUCCCUCCUGAAAUCGCACACCUCGGAUCAUCUUCACGGCCCGCUAUGAUCUCCAGUCAGUGAUUAUUAUAUAUACAUAUUUUUUUUAAAUACCAGUUUGUCUUCAACUGCUGAUCUUUCAUUUGGAGCAAAAGACUGAAUUUGGAUUGUUGCCCUGUGGAACAAAAAAAUCAAACAAAAAAAACUACUUUUACUCUCACUGAUGGCGACCUAAUCGAUGCGAAUAAUUCGGAUGAGCUGGAUCUUUUGGAUUAUAUGCACUAAAGCGAAUCCAUAUCUAGGUGAGCGGGACGGAAGAGAAGAGGAAGAGUUGAUUUCGCACUCGCACACUGGAGCGGGAAUAAGUCUAGACAAUGCUUCAGUGUGCCAGCUGUGAAAAACCUAUUCUCGAUAGGUUCUUGCUCAAAGUUUUGGACAGACCGUGGCACAUCAAAUGCGUCCAGUGCUGCGACUGCAAAUGUAGUUUGACAGAGAAGUGUUUUUCUCGAGAAGGGAAACUGUAUUGCAAGAAUGAUUUCUUUAGGAAAUUUGGAACCAAGUGCGCUGGAUGCGCGCAGGGGAUUUUACCCAGUGAUCUAGUCCGCAGAGCCAAGAGCAAAGUGUUUCACCUGAACUGUUUCACCUGUGUGAUGUGUAACAAACAGCUGUCCACCGGAGAGGAACUGUAUAUCCUGGACGAAUUCAAGUUUGUUUGCAAAGAGGACUAUGAAAACAACUCUGGGAAAGACACAAUCCUCCUUUCAGUAAAGGUUUGGUUCCAAAAUCGGAGGUCUAAAGAGAGACGUAUGAAACAGCUGAGCGCUCUAAGCGCUCGGAGACACGUGUUUUUCCGCAACCCGAGGAGAAUGAGAGGCCUGGGAGAGAGAGUGGAACCAGGAGAGCUUGGACACUUUUCUUAUUAUGGAGAAUAUCCUGGUGAAUACUAUGGCUCAGGAGGGAAUUAUGAGUACUUUCAAGGCCCACCAUUAUCGCAAGCACAGACUCCAGCAGACCUGGGCUUUGUGCCCUCCACAGUCCCGGCUGGCACCCCACUAGGAGCCAUGGACCACCAUCAUCCUGGGCACCACUGUCCCGGAGAGGUUCAGUGUUUCUCUGAUACAUUAUCUCAUCAUCCCGUGGACUCACCAAGUCCGGAGCCCAAUGGACCAAGUUCAAUUCACAGCAUCUCCAGUGAAAUGUGUGGCCCCAGCACGCCCUUCACCACUGUUUCUCUCAGUGACAACGGAUACACCAACCAGCUGUCACAGCCCUCUUCAGAAAUGAGCGAAGGCACUGUUUGGUAAUCAGGCUAAGACCGAAAUACUACAAAUGCAGUUUGAAGGCAAACCCUUAACUUUAUUUCAUAUAUCAGCUAUUUAUUUAUGAUUAUUUAUUAAUAUUUAUUUAUUUAUUUAUUGUAUUUCAUUAUGCUUUUUUGUAAUUUUUAUGUUGGUUAUUUAUUGACGGGCCACGUAUUAUAUAGUUUGGAAUAAUCUGUGUGAAUUGGCUCGUUAAUAGGUUCGCAGUGCUGGGCCUCACUGACUAAGCAAUAAACAAAUACAUUAAUACUGAUGAAUCGUAUUUUAGUGUUUACAAAAUCUUUUCUGUCAUGUACAGUACUGUGCAAAGGUUUUAAGCACAUUUGAUGCUUAUAUUCUUUAUCCAUUAUACAAGAAUAUCAACUGGCCAUAAGCCCAUUCUGUAUUCAGUUUUUUGGCCCAUGCUAGCUGGAAUAGACAGUUAAGAAGAUGGAUGUAUGGAUGGACAAGGCAAUGGAUAUCCCCAAACAUUCACACAGAGUCAUAAAGAACUUCAGUGACAAGAACUACAAGGAGUUCUGCAAGAUGCUAUGGCCCACAGAGAUCUCUUGUCUAAUUAUACUGUAUUUAUAUCAGUCUAAGAUAGCAACAAGCGAUGGAAACAACUGAGACCAGCCUAAAUGCAAAGAAGAAUUGUGACCACACAUUCAAAAUGGCUGGGAGAAAGAAAAAAAAGAGUACCCUGAUAAGCAAUGGUAAGUGCACCCAUAAGAAUUUGUGCUUUUUAAAGGAAAAUGGUGGUCAUAAUCAGUAUUAAUUUGAAACUUUUUUUCUGCUUAGUGCACUUUAUGCAAAGUUAAUUGAUAAAAUGUCAGAUUUCAAUGUCAUUUCUAAAAACAUUCACAUUUUGAUAUGUUUAAAAUUUGCACAGCACUGUAUAUGAUGAAACUGACCUUAAAAUUCAAAUGUGAAGUGUGUGAUUGUAUUUGUUUUAUCACCUUUCAGUGUUUCAGCCAACUUACAAAUUCCAAGUAUGAGUUUGUGUGUAAUAUUCAUGUUCAUGUAUUACACACGAACCACUCGCUGAUUACAGAUCAUGAACGUGACACAUCUGACCAAAAACAUUUCUCAGGACUGCGGAAACACUGCAUUGUUUUUUGUUUCGCUACGCCUUUCUUAUGAAUAAUUUGCUGUUUAGCAUGUGUUU
Messenger RNA from Neolamprologus brichardi, 2604 nucleotides. Lineage: Eukaryota; Metazoa; Chordata; Actinopteri; Cichliformes; Cichlidae. The record is from RefSeq and is a predicted model, not a curated record.